Schistocerca nitens (vagrant locust) is the source of this 7281-nucleotide messenger RNA. RefSeq lists its product as uncharacterized. Lineage: Eukaryota; Metazoa; Arthropoda; Insecta; Orthoptera; Acrididae. Gene Ontology annotation, biological process: protein dephosphorylation; negative regulation of protein kinase activity. The record is from RefSeq and is a predicted model, not a curated record. Gene Ontology annotation, molecular function: cation binding; protein serine/threonine phosphatase activity.
GUGGUUCUUGUUGUGAAGCAAGCAAUACUGUCAAGUAUUAGCAGUGCUGCAGCUUUGAGAUUCGUCACUUUCUGUACACCAUUACCUCAAGUGCAGGCUUUGAAGUAUCUGUCUUGCCGUCGAAACUUGGUUCUGGUUCUUUAGUGUUAUGCCAUGGCAGACACCGACGAUUAUCUGUCUGUUUACAAAAAGUUCUUCGAUGAUUUCGCGGCUACCGUGAAUCCAGAUGACCAGUUGCCCGUUAGAGUUGCUGGAUAUUUUCUGCGUGAAGAUGAAAUUGUCGGAGAAAUUGUUGACUGGACUCUACAGUACCUGAAUCAGAAGAACUGCCCCGCCGGACUGACUGCGCCCAUCGCGCGCCAGGUGCUGGACGAGGUGAGAGCAGCCAGCAAGAAGGACCCAGACUCAUGCGGCUUCGUCCACAGCAAGCACGCGUACGACCCGCUGCGGCUGAUGCACGCCGUGGUGCGGGUGGUGAACGAGGUGUGCGGCCGCUACUGCGACAAUGGGCGCGUGCUGCAGCUGCCGCGGCCCCGGCCCGGGCCGCCCAUCUCCACCUGCGCCAUCCGCAACUCGCGCCGCCUCAUGGAGGACCGACACGUCAUCGUGCACGACCUGCACGCCGUCUUCGGCAUUCCGGAUCCCAGUCCAGCCAGCUACUAUGCUGUAUUUGAUGGACAUGCAGGGACCGAUGCUGCUAUUUAUGGAGUAAGCCAUCUGCAUCAGUUCCUGGCAGAAAGUCCAUUCUACCCAAAGGAUCCUGUCCGGGCCUUGAAAGACGCUUUUCGGCGCACAGACCAACUUUUCAUAGAAAAAUCACAUAUUGAGAAUCUACGCAGUGGCACAACAGUGGUAUGUGCUCUGAUUCGGCCUGAAGAAAAGAAGCUUUAUGUAGCAUGGCUAGGUGAUUCUCAGGCAUUAUUGGUUCGUCGAGAGAGGAUGAUGCUUUUGGUGAAUCCUCAUAAACCAGACAGACCGGAUGAACGAGAACGUAUUGAGAAAAUGGGUGGUUGUGUGAUGUACUUUGGAACAUGGCGAGUGAAUGGUCAGCUUGCAGUUUCCAGAGCUAUUGGGGACUCGGAGUACAAGCCGUACGUGUGCGCGGAGCCAGACGUGACGGAGUUGAGCCUGGACGGCACCGAGGACUUCCUGGUGCUGGCCUGCGACGGCCUGUGGGACUUCGUCACCGAGCAGCAGGUCGCCGCCGCCGUCUACCUGCACCUCCACGAGCAUCCAGACGACGUGAGCGGACUGAGCGAGCAGCUGGUGUGCCUCUCCAAGGAGCAGGGCUCUACGGACAAUAUCAGCGUGAUCGUGGCGCUGCUGCGACCGGCACGAGACAUGGAUAUGGGCGGGGGUGCGCUGCUGCAUCCGCCGGAGAGCCUCCGCGGACACGAGCGGCGCGACCAGCAGCACCACCAGCACGAGCACGACCAGGACGACGACCUGGGCCCCGAGACGAGCGUCGACGACGGCGAGCUGCAGCGCCAGAGCUGUCCGACCUGGACCCGGCCGCAGAGCCGCGCCAGGAGGCCCACGCCGCCCGCCGCUUCUCUCCUGCCAGGGCAGUGUGAACCUGACAAUGUAGCAGACAGUGGCGAAGAUUCUGAAGACGAGUGGAACUAUUACAAAAUCGAACCUACAGAAAAAGCUGUUAAUGUGGAAUCUCUUGUGCAGACUAAACAACCAGUUUGCCCAGAAUCCACGCAGUUGAAUCUCGGAGAAAAACCUGAAGAUAUAUUUGACAUGGAAUCUAGACUUAAUCCUGAUGCAAAAGAAUUUGUACCAUCACCGACGCAUUCAAAGCCUUCAUUUGAGGAUACGAUUAUUUCUCACUCACCAUCAGGAAAAAUAUUGCCAUUUGAUAAUGUAGAAGUUCCUAGUAUGGCGCAGUUCCAGCAAGAGAUCAGUCUGCGCCCAGGAGAGGUUUCAGAAGAGGAUGCUCUAUCAAACAGUGCGUACUUACCGGACAUUCAGUCAGAUAUUCUUAAUGGUGGCAGUGUUAUGGAUGAUAUUAUAAAAAAGAAAUAUGGAGAGUCAGAAUUUAAAUUAACUGAACAAAAUCUGGCUGCCUUUACCAGUAACAAUCCAUUUGAGGUUUCUGAAGUGUCAUCAACAAAAGCAGUAUACGGUGACGAAUCUGCUGCUAGCUUCACGACAUCUACCUCUGACAUCUUGCAGAAAAAUUUGGGUACAAGUGCUUCUAAUGUGGAAGGGUCUUUUGUGGAAACUGAUUUUGUGGCUUCAGAAACAUCAAGUGUUAAGCAGUCUGAAGAUUUUCUUGGAUUUGAAGCUUCUACGGAAUUUACAGAAUUCAAGAAGGGGCUGGAUGAUUCAUUGCCUACGGACUUCUCACCAGCCAAGGAAACUGGUGCAAUAUCAUUUGAACUUCAGAAAGAUAUUGCUCCAACAAUGGAAGAAUGUCCAGUAAGGGUAAAACUAACUGAUGACUUAAUCAAUCCUUUCAGCCACGAGCAACCAAUAGCAGAAAUGCCAAUGGAAGAGAGUGAGCAAAUCACAGAGAAUGAGCGAACUGAUCUGCUUAAUGAAUCCUUUGAACAUGGACCUGAUUUUACACUGGAGGAAUAUGAGUUAAGUUCACCUCUUAACCCAUGUGCUCCUGUUUUUGAUUAUAAAAACAUGGAGGAUAAUACAGAUGUCACUAAAGCAGGUGAAGCAAAUGAAAAUGUGGAUAUUGUGGAGCAGAAGCCUACUGAAGUUUCAUCAGAUCUUGCAUCUGGUGCUCCUAUUUCUCAAAUAAUUUCUUCAGAAUCGCCGAUCAAACUACUAGAUACGGUGAAAACAGAGCUGACAGAGUUAGAUAAAGAUACACUUUCCUCCGAGCAUGAGAGAGCUUUGUUGGCUGAAGCUGAUAAUAAACUAGCAGAGAGUAGUUCCUGUGAGCAAUUGGAAGAGUACUUAAGCAAAAGCAGUCAGAAUGAAAAAUCUGAAAAAGAUCUAUUUUUGCAGUACUCAGAUGAAAGUUUGAAUUUCAAUCAGCCAUCAACGGAAAUUGCAGAGAAAAUUAAUUUUAUGGAGAAAUCAGUUAAGUUGGAGGAAGAAAUUCAUGAGAAGCAAAGUGAGUACAUGGUAGAUACAGAAUUCUUGGAUGAAGUGCAUGAAACACGUUCAGAUCUCAUGAAAGAAUUUGACAACAGAACAAUAGAGCUUAAUGAACCAUUUAGCACUGAAGGUGAAGUUCUACAAAACCCCAAUCUGGAUCCCCUGGAGGAGCUCCGGAAGGACGCUGCUGAGCCCCUCGAGGAGCUCCGGAAGGACGCUGCUGAGCCCCUCGAGGAGCUCCGGAAGGACGCUGCUGAGCCCCUCGAGGAGCUCCGGAAGGACGCUGCUGAGCCCCUCGAGGAGCUCCGGAAGGACGCUGCUGAGCCCCUCGAGGAGCUCCGGAAGGACGCUGCUGAGCCCCUCGAGGAGCUCCGGAAGGACGCUGCUGAGCCCCUCGAGGAGCUCCGGAAGGACGCUGCUGAGCCCCUCGAGGAGCUCCGGAAGGACGCUGCUGAGCCCCUCGAGGAGCUCCGGAAGGACGCUGCUGAGCCCCUCGAGGAGCUCCGGAAGGACGCUGCUGAGCCCCUGGAGGAGCUCCGGAAGGACGCUGCUGAGCCCCUGGAGGAGCUCCGGAAGGACGCUGCUGAGCCCCUGGAGGAGCUCCGGAAGGACGCUGCUGAGCCCCUGGAGGAGCUCCGGAAGGACGCUGCUGAGCCCCUGGAGGAGCUCCGGAAGGACGCUGCUGAGCCCCUGGAGGAGCUCCGGAAGGACGCUGCUGAGCCCCUGGAGGAGCUCCGGAAGGACGCUGCUGAGCCCCUGGAGGAGCUCCGGAAGGACGCUGCUGAGCCCCUGGAGGAGCUGCGGAAGGACGCUGCUGAGCCCCUGGAGGAGCUCCGGAAGGACGCUGCUGAGCCUGCCAAGGUUGUGGAGGAGCUGCAUGGAGACCACCAUGAUCUGAUGGAAGAUGUUAAUGAGGCAGGAGAUACAAAAGUGGAGAAUUUGGACACAAUUACAGGUUUAACUGAUAUUCGUGAUAUCGAGACAGCUUCAUUCCAAAAAGACACAAUGAAACUAAAUGCAGUUGAGUCACCAGAAUUAAACAAUGAAAUACGUACUGUACAGAGUAUAACACUGGAAAAUAGGUUAUCAUUUGAGACAGCUUCUCCUCCAGCUGAAGCAGUUCAGAACAAAGAGCCUUCACCAUCUGCAGAACAAACAAUAGGUGAUAUCUGUGUGCCUGAUCUUCAUGGUGUACCAGAAGCACUGCGGGUGUGUGUGUAUCCCAUGCCUGUUGAACAAAGUAGUAUGAAUGAUGAUGUUGAAUUAAUUUCUCCUUCAUUUGAGAGUCAAGAAGAAAAACGAGAAGCUUUGGAGAUAGACAACAUUCAUGGAACAGAUUUUUCCACAGCGUUGAAGCUGGAAUCACUUUCAGGAGAACAAAGAGAUAUGGUUGAAACAACGUUAAAUGAAGUAAGUAAUAAAACUGAAUUUGAAGAAUUAAAUGAUCUGACAAGUAAUGCUGACAAAGAUGUUGUAGUUUUGGAGGAACUACAGUCUCAACUCAACUAUGUUGGUAUUGAUACUGAAAUUGCAGAGAAGACUGAGGAAACUGCUGAAAAGACAAUGGAAAAGAAAGAUAUUUCUAUUGUUGAACAGAUGACAGAAAAGCUUGAAGCCCUUGAUGAAAAAGCUGUUAGUGAUGAAACUUUGAAACUAUCUGCUGCAGACUUCUCUGAUAAAAAUAUUUCAGGUACAGCUGCUGAGAAGGGUGAGCCUGAUAAAGAGGCCCACAAAACAGGAGAUGGGGAGGACGAAGUACUAAUGAUUACAAAGACACCACCUCCAACACCAACCCCAGCAUCGCAGACUGAACUUAUUAAGGAUGCAUCGGAGAUGAAGGCAGAAUCAACAGUGUCUGCUGUAGCUGUUGCUUCAGCAGCUGUGGCAGGUGCAGCAGCUACAACUACUGCUAUAACCUCAAGGAAAGAACCAGCUCUGAAAAAGCAGACACCACUCUCUAAAGAUGUGAAAAAGACACCUGUAGCCAAAGAUUCAGACAAGAUGAAACCCAGUACUAAAGCUCCUGUCAAACAGUCUCCAGGGACUGCAAAAGCUCCAACAAAGACAUCACCGACUUCACCAACAAAGGCAUCAGUACCAUCGACACCUCGCACGUCUACUCCAAAGAGAACUCAAGUUGCUCCUCCUGCAGCAAAGACUACAGCAAAAACUACUACCACAACCACAAGUGCAAAGUCCUUGUCAAGACCAACUUCAAAUGUACCAAGUAAGCCAACUUCUCUUGCUACCCAAAAACAAUCUUCAACAACAGGAAAAGUCCCUACAUCUUCCAUUGCACCUAAACCUACUUUGAAGGCUGCUUUGUCAUCGACAACCAAACCAUCACAACCAGUAAGAGCAGCAAGUGCACCAAAGCCGCGGGUCCCAAGUGCAACUACCACAAUGGCAACAAAGAAUCCGUUAGCCAAUGGUGAUGUAAAAAGUGCAGAAGUAAAGAAGACUUCUGUUGCCACAUCAAAAAUUGCACCAAGGACACAUACUGCACCAUCACGAACCACAACUGUCUCGAAAUCUGCUGGAACCACUACUGCAGCAAGUGUACCUAAAACUGGUGUUCAAGCAAGGACUUCAUUGACUAUGCGUCCUGGUAUGACAAAUGGUAUUGCUCAAAAGCCAAGGGUUACAUCAAGUACUACUCAGUCUCAAAGGUCUGCCACUAAUCAUCAGACAGCUACAGAAAAGCAGCACAAAGAGACAGCAAACAAACACAUUUCGUCACGUCGUAUAGGCACAGCUCCAUCAAAGACAUCACCUUCAAAAGUAGGAGUAAAGAAAUCACCGCAAACUGCUAAAGGAGGAAAGACACCACCUACAGCCAAUGGAUCUCCACUCAUCAGUACAGGAACGGGAGAAGAGAAGAAAAAAGACCCACUUUUGUGAAAGUAGUGGGUUUUGGAAUGAAGGUGCUGCAGUUUUGGGCCUUUGUUGUAAAGCUUUUAACAUGUAUGUAAUUGUGUUGUUAAACCAUAAAAAAAAGUAUCUUCGUAUAGUUCUGAGAAACUUGACACGUAUAUCUCAAUGUUCCAAAAGAUAUGGAUACUAUUCGUGUGGUGAACUAAAAAACUUGAAACUAUUUUUCCAGAUGUAGCAUAUUAUGUAUCAAUAUCCAAUAGCUUCUGAAGUUGUUUGCUUAUUUGGCCGAAGUGUUUCUAAAUUUUUGUUGAUGUGCUGAUUUUCCUCCUUGUGUGCAGUUCUGUUAGUCUCUGUGAAGAUACAGUAACAAUAGCAAUUGGUCAGCUAUUGGGAAAUUUUGAGCCUAAUGGCUCAGAAAGUUUGCUGUCAUUGCUAUUAAAUAUUUGAAUGUUGGUUGGCUUUUCUUACAAACUGCACAUGUGAGUUUGUUUAAAGACUGUAAAUUUGUGUGCAAGAUGCCUGAAAGGGAGAGCAAAUAUUUGAUAUAAAAGGCUGAACAAAACUUUUUCCAGGUAUGCUUCGGCAAACAUAUUGUCUGGUGGGUACCUUGUUUACUUGGUGUCAUCACUGACACUGCAUUCUUAAUAUGCACAAUGUGAUAAUUCUGUGUUUUUUUGUAAUGCCACAAUUUUAAUUUAUAUUUAUGAUGCUUUUUAUUGAUGGCAUUUCUCUUUUGUGCUAAUAGAGUUGUACUUAAAUUUGUUGUUUUAUUUAGAAUUUUCGGGUGUCUGUACUAGACUUUAAAUUAUUUUAAGUAAAAUGAAAGAUAUUUUAAGUCAUAGCUGUACUGAUUCUAAAUUAUGGCUACUUUUACAUUACUGUCUUGGUUUGUUAAAGUGUAAUGUAAAGCGUUCUGUGAUGUUUAAUAGAGCAUCCUGCUGCAUGGUAACGAAGAGUCUAUCUUUGUUUUCAAUUGUAGCAUCUGUUGAUACUGCAUAUGUUUGUCAUUUAUUGAUGAGAAUAUGUUUGAAUAGCUGAUGCUGCAUCAUAAUUUAUUCAGUGCAGGUGAGUUUGUGGACUGAUAUUGUUAAUAAGUAUUUCAUAUUGAGAGAUGGCUACUUGUGACAGCUAAGCUAAGCUUUGAUAUCCCAGAUUUAUACAUUGCAUUACUGUGGCUUGAGGGCCACUUGGUUAUUUAUGGCAACUGGUGAUUACAUCGUUACUCGUGCAGUGAUAGCUGGUUGUAGAUCCUCAUAUUAUCUCUGUACAAGACUUUUAUAUGUGGCAAUAUUUCUCUACAAAUGCAAAAUUUAAUAUAAUGUAAUAAAGUUUUUAUAAAAAUUA